UACUAGGGGGCGUGUCCCAUAUUGGGGGACACGCCCAUCUACAUUUAUUAAUAGUUAUAAAAAAUCUUAAUGUUUUUAUCAAUCACUAAAUUAACUUAUGCUCUUCUCCUCUUUUCUCUCUCCCUCUGGCUCGCUAGCAAUUACAUUGGAGGAACCUGUGAGCUAUCUUUGGUAGUUAAGGGAGAUAAUUUAGAUGAGGGAGACUUCAAUCAUCCUUCUUUUGCAAGAGCUGAGCCUGCAACAGCAGCAGACCCACCCCUUCAAAAACAGAAAGAGGUUUUUGAAUGGUUUAAAAAAGAGUUGCCCUCUGACAUACCUCGUCUCUUCAGCCAAUGUCCUCCUGCAGGAUUACAUGGUGGCCCUUUUCCCUCUCCAGAAGCUAGUGUACUAACAGUAAUUGGAGAGAUAAAUCUGAAUGUUAGCAGUAGCAUGCUACUGGAUCAAUUCACUGCAUUUCUAUGUGACAACGUUGCAAUAAACGAUUUGCUACCUACCUCAGAUAGUCGUGUAGCAUUGCCUAAUGGUGGUGCAGAGGAGCUGAAUGCUAACAUAUUAUCCAGUUUUAUUCCUCCAAGGGACGUUAGUGAUGAAGAAGAUGUCCUAAGACUCACAAGAAUAUUAGAGUAUUUCAGUGCAUUAGGGCUCUCUCUAGUAUCACUAUCCCACCAGCACUCACAGUAUCUCGGAGAGACUGGCUCCUUACAAAUAAAUAUGCACCACCUUGAGAAGGCAGAGAUUGGUUGGGUUGGCCUCAAUGCUAGACAUUACGAUGUGCUCAAUUUGGGCGGUGUUAGAAUUGGAGUGAUAGCUUUUUGUGGAGUGCAUGGCCACUGCUUGGGCCCUAUUGAGUCUCCUUUCUCUCCUACUAAAUAUUUCGUGAAAUCUGCAAGAGAGAGCAUAGCAAAACUCAAAGAACGUAGAGUCGAUCAUAUACUAGUUAUGCUGCAUUGGGGAAGAGAGCAGACUUUUCAUCCUGAUGAGACUUCACUCUACAUUGCUAGACAUUUGUCAGACAUCGAGUCUGUGUCUGCCAUCAUUGGCUAUCACCCACAACACGUGCAGGGCCAUGCUUACUUUGGGGAGACUCUCGUGAUAUUCUCUCCAGGAAACUUUAUCACAUCUAGCGAUAGCCAUAACCUUUGCUGGGAGAAAUCUCAAAAUAGAGAAAAUUGGACGUAUAAAAGUGAUAGUUUGUCAUGCGCUUCUGUUCAUCCUGCUCUUCGUGACUCUCUUUGGGAGAAGGAAAUGCAAACGGCCAUGUAUAGACUUCAUUUUAAACAAUCAAGGCCAGUUACAGGCGAGUACAAGAUGGUAGGAUUGAAAGAUGACAAAGGAGUGAGGCAUCCAAGCAGGAACAGAGAAAAAUGGAGAACAAUGUGUGGUAAUGAAGACAAUCAUUGUCUCUCUUGCCAACCUUUUUGAAUUUAUUUUAGUUCAAAUGUAAUCAUAUUUAAAUAGGCAUCAUUGUGAUUAUAUAUACAUAUGAUUAUAUUAUACAUUAUAAUGGUAUUUAUUGUUUUAUAAUAGUUGAGUUGCUAAUUUGUA
Molecule: messenger RNA, 1545 nt
Organism: Amphimedon queenslandica
Lineage: Eukaryota; Metazoa; Porifera; Demospongiae; Haplosclerida; Niphatidae
Exons: 7
Coding region: 70-1422 (450 amino acids)
Source: RefSeq, a predicted model, not a curated record